ACUGCCAUGUGAUCCUGGGGCUGCUGGGACGCUCCGGAACAACUGGGACCAGCGGGAGUCGCGGGCGUCCCUGGGCGGGGGCGACAUGGAGCGGAGGUGGGUCUUCGUGCUGCUGGACGUGCUGUGCGUGUUGGUCGCCUCUCUACCCUUCGUCAUCCUGACUCUGGUGAACACACCAUACAAACGAGGGUUCUACUGCGGAGAUGACUCCAUCCGGUACCCCUACCGUCCAGACACGAUCACCCAUGGACUUAUGGCCGGGGUCAUCAUCACAGCCACUGUCAUCCUUGUCUCAUCGGGGGAGGCCUACUUGGUGUACACAGACCGUCUCUAUUCACGUUCCGACUUCAACAACUACUUGGCCGCCAUCUACAAGGUGCUGGGGACCUUCCUGUUCGGGGCCGCUGUGAGCCAGUCUCUGACCGACCUGGCCAAGUACAUGAUUGGCCGGCUGAGACCCAGCUUCUUGGCUGUCUGUGACCCUGACUGGAGCCGGGUCAACUGCUCUGGCUACGUGCAGCUGGAGGUGUGCAGGGGCAGCCCUGCCAAUGUCACUGAGGCCAGGCUGUCCUUUUACUCCGGGCACUCCUCCUUCGGCAUGUAUUGCAUGUUGUUCCUGGCGCUCUAUGUGCAGGCCCGGCUCUGCUGGAAGUGGGCACGGCUGCUGAGGCCCACGGUUCAGUUCUUCUUGGUGGCCUUUGCAAUCUAUGUGGGCUACACCCGUGUGUCCGACCACAAGCACCACUGGAGUGAUGUCCUCGUCGGCCUCCUGCAGGGAGCCCUGGUAGCGUGCCUCACGGUCCGCUAUGUCUCAGACUUCUUCAAAUCCCGGCCGCCCCAGCCCUGCCAGGAGGACCAGGAACCGGAGCGCAAGCCCAGUCUGUCCCUGACGCUGACCCUCGGUGAGGACCUUAGCCACUAUGAGUACCCAGUCUCUUCCCAGAAGCCACAUGUGGGCCAGUCACGUGUUGUCCCCUUGGCCCUGGUCAGGCACAACUGAUUUUGGAGCUGCCCCAGGGUCCCUGCUGGUGACCAUUGAUCAAGGUCUUGGUACCUGACUGGCCCCGAGUGUGGCAGGAUCCAUCCUCAUUGCUUCUUGAAUACCCCAGGAAGAUAAGAUGAGGUCCUGCUCCGAGGGCUGUCUCCCACUACAAAGGGCUUUUCGAGGAGAGCCAUCCCUGCGUGGCCCUAGGAAUGGGCCGGUCUGCGAUGGUAUAUGAAGUCGGCACCCUCCCUGUGGGUCCUGCGGGGACAGACCGCUUGUCUGCCUGGGUGGAGCAGUUCCCCGUGGCCUGGGUCAGGGAUCACAAGUGUGAAAAGGGUUGCUGAACCUUGGGCCUCCUAGGAACAGACACACGUGACUUUUGGUCUGAAUCCUGUUCUCAAGCCUGCAGAAGAUUCCUGCCUGAGCCCUCCAAAGCCCUCCCUCAAAGCUUGCUGUCCAGUCCAGCCUCCACUUCCCCGCAUGGAUCGGAUGUGUAGCCAGGCUUUGGGAGUGGGCCUACGUCUGCCGUUCCCAUCUAUUUCAGAACUCUUAAAGUUACCUUCAUGAGAGGGUGAGCUAUAAACUUUGUACCAAAUGACUUGGCCGUGAGUGUUGAUUUUAAGGUCUCUUGGUGAGAUGGCCCUGCUACACCUUCCUUCUUGCCCAGUGCACUGUGUUGGACCUGCCCAGUCUCAGCAUUGACUUAGGGGACAGAGACCUGGCCUGGUUGUUCUGUAUAUAGCCCAAGAUGGACUUCCUUGGUGUGUGGUGGACGCUUAUGCUAGGUCCACUUUAGAACACAGAGACCCUUCGUGGACCAUGUUACUAGAUGCCCAAGGAUGCUCCCAGGGUGCAUUGCCGGUCAUCCAGGGGCGGCAGGAGUGGUGACAGGUCUUGCCGUAUCCCAGGACAAGGUGUGUGUCUGUCUGGGAAUGGGCAGACUCCUUGUAUACUCCUCAGGCCCUUGGAGUUAGGAACACCCUCAUCUCGCUCCUCUCCUUACAGACUGGGUCAGGAUUGAGUCUAAGUCCUGUACACCAGGUUCCUAUAGGGAUCAGCUGGUCCAUUACAGUCAGAAGACCCCAGGGAGAAGGUGGGUUGGUGUUGCCUGAGCUCAGCAGGGCUCUGCUUAUACAGAUCCUUUGCUUGGCCAGCCAGAAGCUGAGCUGGGCCUCUUCCAGGCACCAAUGCCUGCCUGUCAGACUGGCAAAGAACUCAGUUUAGUAAGCACAGCGGGAGUGGGGCACACACCUGUGACACUAGCACUGGGGAGGCUGAGGUGGCCUGGUGAGUGUGAGAUCAGCCUGGGCUAGGCUGACUCUUCUGUGUAUGCCCAUGGGUGUUCACGUGUGUGCCUAUAUGUGGAGGUCAGAGGAUGACUGUAAGUGUCAAUCCUUAGAUGCUUUCCACUCUUUGAGACAAGGUCUCUCAUUGGCCCGGAACUUUCAAGUAGACCAGUGUGUAUGGCUGUAGCUUACAGGCAUGCUCUUGUCUCUGCCUCCCACUGCUGGCGUUACAUCAUGCCUGCCUUACUGCAUUGCUCCUGGGGAUCCAAACUUAGGUUCUCACGUUUUGGAGAAGUGUGCUGCUGACACCCUUCUCUCACGACCCUAGAGAGGGAUUCUUUAAACAACAAGCAGGGGCUGGAGACAUGGCACAGUGGGUAAAGUGCCUGUAACUCCAUCUUCUGGGGGUACCUGAUGCCCCCUGCUGGCCUCUAUAGGCACUGCAUUUAUGUGCACAAACCACCCCACUGAACCCCACACACUAAAAAAACAGGAUAAAUCCUUUCUUUAUUCCUUUUAUCAAAAACAGAUCUUUACUCACAAUAUAUUGUGAUUAUGGUUCCCGCUCCCUUCUACUAGUUCCUCCCCACAACCCCUCCUGUCUGGAUCCACCCAUUUUCUUUUCUCUUCACUAGAAAAGCACAUGUUUCUAAGGGAUAGCAACAAAACAAAAUGUGAUACAACAAAAGCUGACAUGUCAGAACUGGACAAGACAAACAGAAGGAAAAGAGCCCAAGAGACAGUGCAGUAAGCAGAGACCACUCGUCCGCACUCAGGAAGCACAUGAAAACACUAGCCUGGAACCUACAAUACACAUGCAGAGGAUCUGGUGCAGACUGCGCAGGCCCUGUGCAUGCUGAGAAGCUUUUCGGUUCCAU
Molecule: messenger RNA, 3149 nt
Organism: Arvicola amphibius (Eurasian water vole)
Lineage: Eukaryota; Metazoa; Chordata; Mammalia; Rodentia; Cricetidae
Gene: Plpp2
Product: phospholipid phosphatase 2
Biological process (GO): phospholipid dephosphorylation; signal transduction; phospholipid metabolic process
Molecular function (GO): phosphatidate phosphatase activity
Source: RefSeq, a predicted model, not a curated record